This is a messenger RNA of Chelonoidis abingdonii (Abingdon island giant tortoise), 2373 nucleotides long. It is a transcript of the gene APEH, whose product is annotated as acylaminoacyl-peptide hydrolase. Lineage: Eukaryota; Metazoa; Chordata; Testudines; Testudinidae. Gene Ontology annotation, biological process: proteolysis. The record is from RefSeq and is a predicted model, not a curated record. Gene Ontology annotation, molecular function: serine-type endopeptidase activity.
GCAGGGACUGGGGGCGAAAGCUCCACCCACCCGCCGUGUUCUCCAUGUGACCCCGAGGGCCAUGACCUCUUCCUGCGCACACAGAUCCCCCCCGGCUCUGUUCUCCGUCCCUGUACCUCCGGCAUGCCGAGCUCUGACCCUUGUGCCCAGCGCUCCUUGCCGGCGAACUCCGCAUGCGCCCCGCUGCCCUGGUCCUUCCCUGCGCGGUGCCUGGCUCGGCGCCCCCUGCCAACCUCCAUAUGCUGAUGGGCUUUUCCUGCGCAGGUGCUGAGGAGCUCGGAAGAGAUAGCAGCGCUGUACCGCGAGCUCAGCCAGUGCCCCUCGCUUUGCAGUGCCUGCGUCGGGCCCGAGGUCACCACUCAGUACGGGGGCAAAUACUGCAAUGUCUAUACAGGCUGCUGAGCAGGGAGUCUCCCAGUGGGGCACUUAAGGCCGUUUUGCGGAAAGCCAGCCCUGGCAAAGGCGAGGAGAAGCAGUUCCUUGAGAUCUGGGAUCAGAAUCGCAAGGUGAAGAGCAUCAACCUGACGGUGCUGGAGAAGCAUGGCAAUGUCUAUGAGGAUGAUCAGUUUGGCUGCUUGUCCUGGUCACACUCGGAGACUCACCUGCUUUAUGUGGCCGAGAGGAAACGGCCCAAGGCCGAGUCCUUCUUCCAGAGCAGAGACCCGGAGCUGAGCAGCGGCUGUGCUGAUGAGAGACGCGACACGGCUGUCAAGGGGGAGCAGUUCGUGUACCACGACGACUGGGGCGAGGCACUGGUGGGCAAGAGCAUCCCGGCCCUAUGCGUGCUGGACAUGGAGAGUGGCAAUGUCUCGGUGCUGGAGGGUAUCCCGGAGCACAUCUCCCCUGGGCAGGCUUUCUGGUCCCCUGGUGACACGGGUGUGGUAUUCAUAGGCUGGUGGCAUGAGCCCUUCCGCCUGGGCCUGCGGCACUGCACUAACCGCAGGUCAGCGCUGUUCUAUAUGGACUUGACGGGAGCAAGGUGUGAGCUGCUGUCAGAUGACACCAAAGCCGUGUGGUCCCCACGCCUGAGCCCUGACCAGUGCCGCAUCGUGUACCUAGAGAAUGGCGUACUCGGGCCCCACCAGCAGUGCAGCCGCCUCCGCAUGUAUGACUGGUACACGAAGGUCACCUCCACCGUGCUGGAUGUCGUGCCCCGGCACAGCCAGGGAACGUUCACAGGGAUCUAUUGUCCGGCACUGCCGGGCCUGUGCUGGGCAGCCGAUAGCCAGAGGGUCAUCCUGGACACCGCUCAGCGCAGCCGACAGGAGUUGCUUGUGGUGGAGAUGCUGAGUGGCAACGUGACCUCCCUGACGACGGGUGCCCCCCUGGGCAGCUGGUCUCUCCUCACCAUUGACCGGGAUCUCCUGGUGGCCAGGUUCUCAACCCCCAGCUGCCCCCCCACAUUGAAGGUGGCCUUCCUCCCCAGGGCUGGGCAGGAGGCCCAGGUGCACUGGGUGUGUCUGGAAGACGUGACCCCCAUCCCAGAGAUCAGCUGGACGAUCCGGACCCUGCAGCCCCCACCCGACCAGGAGAACCCGAAGUACAAGGCUAUCGAUUUCGAAGCCAUCCUGCUACAGCCCAGCAAGGGGCUAGGGCCGAGGAAGCUGCCCCUGGUGGUCAUGCCCCAUGGAGGCCCACACUCUGUCUUCACGGCCAGCUGGAUGCUGUACCCUGCAGCGCUCUGCAGGAUCGGCUUCGCCGUGCUCCUGGUGAAUUACCGUGGUUCGCUGGGCUUUGGCCAGGAUAGCAUUGCCUCCCUGCCCGGUCAUGUGGGCUGCCAGGAUGUCAAAGACGUGCAGUACUGCGUGGAGCAGGUGCUGCAGGAGGAGCCCCUAGACUCAGCGCGGGUGGCACUAGUGGGUGGCUCACAUGGGGGCUUCCUUGCUUGCCACCUCAUCGGCCAGUACCCAGAGACUUACCAGGCCUGUGUGGCAAGGAACCCAGUCGUCAACAUGGCCUCCAUGAUCAGCGGCACCGACAUCCCGGACUGGUGUCUGACUGAGACCGGCUUCCCCUAUGCACCCAACACCCUCCCGGAUGCAUCCCACUGGGCAGAGAUGCUCCACAAGUCACCCAUGCAAUACAUCGCCCAGGUUCGGGCACCUGUGCUCCUGAUGCUGGGAGAAGAGGAUAGGCGUGUCCCCCCCAAGCAGGGACUGGAGUACUACCGUGCUCUUAAGGCCAGGGGCAUUCCUACCCGACUGCUGCUGUACCCCAAGAACAGCCAUGCGCUCUCUGGCGUAGAGGCUGAGGCCGAUGGCUUUAUGAACAUGGCGCUCUGGCUGCUCCAGCACCUGCAGUCCUGAUAGGGGCUGUGCUCCACAUCUGCCUGAGCCCUGUAACUUGUUUCCAAUAAACCCACGGCUCAUCUUU